GCCAGUUGCUAAGCUGCAAGUGUAGACUGUGGUCGCAAGCAACAUGAAAUCAACAACAAGGACUGAAGAAGCCAGACAGAAUCAGAUUAGUAGUUGUUAUUAGCUAGCUAUUGAUUCCGGUCUUAACCAUUCUAUUUUCACCAAUCAUAGCUAGAGAUAUUCUACUGGCAAUUAGCUUAAAAUGCAGCUCCAAGAGAAGCCGACAGUGGACAUGAAGCGGAGAAGUUGACCUUUUAUCUGUCUCUUCUGCCACACAGAGCUAGUUGCUUCUUGUUCAUUCAUUGGAGAGAAGCUAAAAGUCUCAUCAUACAGUCAACACACCUGAAGCAACUAGCUCUGUGUGAAUAAUAACACUGUUGAGUGUUGGAUGCCCAAGAAUCACCAUGGCUGUGGCCAACACCACCAAAACAUCAUGGAGAUUACAGGAGAUUGUAGCCCACUCCAGUAAUGUGGCGUGUCUGGCCCUGGGGAAGAACUCAGGCCGUCUGCUAGCCACUGGGGGAGAGGACUGCCGAGUCAACAUCUGGGCAGUCAGCAAACCCAACUGCAUCAUGAGUCUGACAGGCCAUAAUAACCCAGUGGAGUGUGUAAAGUUUAAUAACUCUGAGGAACAGGUGGUGGCUGGCUCUCAGUCUGGAUCACUGCGCGUAUGGGACCUGGAGGCUGCAAAGAUCCUAAGAACUUUAAUGGGACACAAGGCCAAUAUCUGCAGCUUGGACUUCCACCCGUUUGGGGAAUACCUGGCAUCAGGCUCCAUGGACACCAACAUCAAGCUGUGGGAUGUACGGAGAAAGGGCUGUGUGUUCAGGUACAAGGGUCACACUCAGGCAGUAAGGUGCCUGGCUUUCAGUCCAGAUGGGAAAUGGUUGGCCUCUGCUAGUGAUGACAGCACCAUCAAGCUGUGGGACCUGACUGCAGGGAAGAUGAUCACAGAGUUUACAGCACACACCGGAGCCAUCAACAUCAUCCAGUUCCACCCCAACGAGUAUCUGCUAGCGUCAGGCAGCUCUGACAGGACCAUCAAACUGUGGGAUCUGGAAAAGUUCAAGAUGAUUGGCUCUUCAGAGGGAGAGAUGGGAGCAGUCAGGUGUCUGGCCUUUAACCUGGAUGGCUGCUGUCUGUACAGUGGAGCUGUGGACUCUCUGCGUGUCUAUGGCUGGGAGCCCGACCGCUGCUUUGACGUGGUGCCAGUGGGCUGGGGCAAGGUGGCAGACCUGGCUAUCUGCAACCACCAGCUGAUUGGCGUGUCGUACAAUCUGACGAAUGUUUCGUCCUACGUGGUGGAUCUCACGCGGGUGAGGAAGUCUGGCUCUGUGAUCCAAGGCGUAAUCCAGGACGACCAGCCGCUCACAGAGCCCUCCCCGAAAGGAUCCACGCUGCGACGCAACUACGACCGACCCCUGACCACCUGCAGCACACAGAGGGUAAAGCAGAGUUCUGAGUCAGACCGGCGCAGUCCAGAGGGGGAGAGGAGGAGCCCCAGCAGUGAGGACGAGAAGGAGUCCUCCGCCGAGAUCCGUAACCCUGAGGACUACAAAGAGAUCUUCCAGCCAAAGAGCGCCAUCUCUCGCACCCCCCCAAAGAGUGAGCCAUUCCCUGCGCCUUUAGAAGAUGAGAGUUUUGUGGUGAGGGCUAACCAAGGGCUGGUGGAGCUCAUGACUCCUAUGACUGACAGACAGCAGCCCGGCCUGUUGAAGAACCUUCCAGUGGCCUCGUCCACUCCGGUCCUGAGGGUGGAGCCUACCGUGGUCGCCACGGCGCCCCGUCCCAUCCCCGUGGUAACCGCACGAUCUCCGACCUCUAACCACCCCCCUGCACCCCACCCAGCCCCCCCACCGGUCGUUGCUAUGGCGAAGGCCAAACCCCAGCCUAGCGUCAUCCUCUCCACCAGGAAUGAACCAAUAGGACUCAACGUGGGAGAUUUCCUGCCUCCUGCUCGUAACAACCGGCCCAGUGUGCUGGGUGAUGACGAGGCUCUGGCCCAGAUCAGAAAGGGCCAUGACACCAUGUGUGUGAUGCUCACCAGCCGACACAAGAACCUGGACACCAUCAGAGCUGUGUGGGGCAGCGGGGACGUCAAGACCUCCUUGGACUCGGCUGUCUCGAUGAAGGAUCUCUCUAUCGUCGUGGACAUCCUCAACAUCGUUAACCUCAAACCGUCGCUAUGGAAACUGGACCUGUGUACUGCUAUCCUGCCCCAGAUUGAAGAGCUGCUGCAAAGCAAGUAUGAGAGUUAUGUGCAGACGGGUUGCAUGUCUCUGAAGUUGAUCCUGAAGCGUUUCUGGCCUCUCAUCUCAGACACCCUGACAGCGCCCCCCUCUGUCGGAGUGGAUAUAACACGGGAGGAACGCCACCAGAAGUGCAAGGCAUGCUACAAGCAGCUGAAGAACCUCAGCAAUGUGGUGAAGAACAAGGCCGACCAGGUGGGUCGCCACGGCAGCGCCUUCAAAGAGCUGCAACUGCUCAUGGCCCCACUGGACUACUGACAGUCGACUAUGCAAUUGGAGACACGCACAGAUCCACAGACCCAAAAUGGCUGAGCACUGUGCUGUGAGGACUCAAGUCCGACUGACUGAUGGCUGCAUUCUCUCAUCUACCGGAGUGGUAAAUCAGGGGACAAUCACAGAUUCACACUGUGUGUGGAUGGACUGAAGCAGUGGACUGAGCGGGAUAUGAGUCCUGUGUCCAGAAGGAGUCCAUGUUAGAACUCAUGGAGUAGCUGUGUGCUCAGGACGCAGCUCUCCUAUUUAAACACUGGGCACUUAUGAUUCCUUAAUCUGUGUCAGAGUAUGUAUUUGUGUGAGAAAUGAUGUCCUCGGUGACCUUGACUUGCCCACCACAGAUGAGCACACACACUUUUCAUAAUUCCUCCACGCACACAAACACUUAUGGCACACAGACCUGACUAGGGCCGGGUUUCAAUCCAUUUGUGGGUUAUAGGCAUUGCCUUUAAAAGCCGCAAUGUUCACGCGGAGAUCCUAUACACAGGAAAGGCUGCAUAUGUCGGCUCAAUCGGAAAUUGCCUAUAACCUGCCAUCGGAUUGAAACCCAGCACGUGUUCAGGUGAUUGAAGCAAUGAUGGGUGUACGGUGUGAUUUCUAUUUAAAUAUUCUCUCAAUCUUUUUCUACAUUCUGUACCUGAGAUGUCGACCCUAGAUGCACUCUUUGAAAGUAUUGUUAACACUAAAAGAACAUGUUUUUCAAAAAAAGUCUAACUUUAGGCAUGUUUCUGGAGUUGAUCAGCAACAAGACUUCCGGAAUUGAAAGGAACAACACUUGUCAAGAUGUGUGUAAUUCCACUCUAACAGAGAGCAGCACUGUUCUAGCUGGUUGGGAAGGUACUGUUUGAAAGGUGCUACAGAUGUCCAAAAUUAAAAGAACAAGGCAGACUAGCCCAUCCACCA
Coregonus clupeaformis (lake whitefish) is the source of this 3404-nucleotide messenger RNA. Its product is annotated as katanin p80 WD40 repeat-containing subunit B1-like. Gene Ontology annotation, molecular function: microtubule binding. The transcript has 20 exons. The coding region runs from base 384 to 2486 and encodes 700 amino acids. Gene Ontology annotation, cellular component: katanin complex. The record is from RefSeq and is a predicted model, not a curated record. Lineage: Eukaryota; Metazoa; Chordata; Actinopteri; Salmoniformes; Salmonidae. Gene Ontology annotation, biological process: microtubule depolymerization; microtubule severing.